Messenger RNA from Entelurus aequoreus (snake pipefish), 5036 nucleotides. RefSeq names its product oocyte zinc finger protein XlCOF6-like. NCBI's taxonomy places the organism in Eukaryota, Metazoa, Chordata, Actinopteri, Syngnathiformes, Syngnathidae. The transcript has 3 exons. Bases 298 to 2418 code for a protein of 706 amino acids. The record is from RefSeq and is a predicted model, not a curated record.
AGAAGGACGAAGACAAAGCAAGAUGGCGUCUUACGGAGACGACGUUGUUGCGGUUAUGUAGUUCUUUGGUCAUGAUACGUGCAUACAUGUACACAUUUACGUCGUAUAAUAGAGUAGACAUCGGUAAUAAUUGUUUAUAUUUUGAUAAAGUAGUCGGGGCGCACUUUGAAGCUCCUCGUGCCAACUUAGCUUGCACGUUAGCUUAGCUUGUUAGCUGCUAACAAUGCGACGCAGAAGUUUUCAACACAUUUUUAGUAGAGAUCACAUGUGAGUGUAAAGUGUUGUGAUUGUGUGAAAAUGUGCGAAAGAACGAUAGCAAAGUACGAGGAGGAACUUUGUCCAACAAAAGAGGAGAAGGAGCGACAACAUCAACUACAGGACGCUGUUUUCAAGAAACAUCAAGUUGUGUUACACAGAACAGACGUCUGUGAAGAACAUCUUGUAUGUGAGCAGCAGAAGUGGAGCUUCAACAUGGACCAGAAGGAGCCACAUUCCUCCCACAUUAAAAAGGAAGACGAGAUGCCACAGAACCUCCACCAUAAAAGGGAAGAGGAGGACCCACUGACCCCUCAAAUUAAAAAAGAAAAGGAGGCGCCACAGACCUUGCACAUUAAAAAAGAAAAGGGCCCACCGAACCGCCAAUUUGGAGAAAUACAGGAGGCAUCACAGCCCCCGCACAUUAAAGAAGAAGAGGCGGAAUACAGCAUCAGGCAGGAGGGAGAUCAUAUUGAAGGACUGGUGGAGUUCCCAGUGACUGGUGUCCCUGUGAAGAGUGAAGAGAAGAGAGAGGCGGAGCCUCCAAGCAGCAGCUCAACACAACACAUGACAACAGAAGCUGAUGGAGACCACUGUGGAGGAUCACAAGCAGACAAGCUCUUAGCUCCACUAUCAGAUAGUGAGGACACAACGUCACACUCUCCUGACACUGAUGAUGAAGACUCUAAAGAUGAUAAGACAUGUCACACUGACAACACUCACUUCAAAUGUUCUCACUGUGACAAAACAUUUAAUGCCCGUUGCAGUCUGAAAAGACACACAAGAACACACACGGGAGAAAAACUUUUUUCCUGCUCAGAUUGCGGUAAACGUUUUGCACGAAAAGACGUCUGUGAAAAACAACUUGUCCCUGAGCAACAGAAGUGGAGCUUCAAGAUGGACCAGGAGGAAUCACGUCCCUCCCACAUUAAAAAGAAAGACCAGACCCCCCACAAUAAAAAGGAAGAGGAAGACCCACUGAUCCCUCACUUUAAAGAGGAAAAGGAGGUGCCAGAGACCCUGCACAUUAAAAAAGAAAGGGACCAACUGACCCUCCGAGUCAAAGAGGAAGAGGAGGAACACAGCAUCAGUCAGGUGGGAGAGAAGCGUGAAGGACUGGAGGAGGUUGAUGUCACCAAGAUACCAGUGACUGGUGUCCCUGUGAAGAGUGAAGAUGAUGAGGUCAAAGGUGAAAGUGAGGAGAAGAGAGAGGCGGAGCCUCCAAGCAGCAGCUCAACACAACACAUGACAACAGAAGCUGAUGGAGACCACUGUGGAGGAUCACAAGCAGACAAGCUCUUAGCUCCACUAUCAGAUAGUGAGGACACAACGUCACACUCUCCUGACACUGAUGAUGAAGACUCUAAAGAUGAUAAGACAUCUCACACUGACAACACUCACUUUAAAUGUUCUCACUGUGACAAAACCUUUCAUGGCCGUUGUAGUCUGAACAGACACAAGAGAACACACACAGGAGAAAAACCUUUUUCCUGCUCGGAAUGCGGUAAAGAUUUUGCACGAAAGGAUACGUUGAAAGACCACAUGAGAAUACACACUGGAGAAAAACCGUUUUCCUGUUCAAUCUGUGGUAAAGGUUUUAGACAAAAUCAGUGUUUGAAAGAACACAUGAAAAUACACAGUGGGAAAAAACCUUUUUCCUGUUCAAUUUGUGGUAAAGAUUUUGUACAACGACAGUCUGUAAAAGUACACAUGAGAACACACACUGGUGAAAAACAGAUUUCGUGCUCAAUCUGUGGAAAAGGUUUUGCGCGAAGCGGGUAUUUGAAAAUACACGUGAAAUUACAUACCGGAGAGAAAACUUUUACCUGUUCAGUCUGUGGUAAAGGAUUUGUACAAAAUCAAAAUUUGACAGUACACAUGAGAACACACACCGGUGAAAAGCCAUAUUCCUGUUCAAUCUGUAACAGACGUUUUUCUGACCGAUCAGCAUUUGUAGUACACUUGAGAGUGCACACUGGUGAAAAACCUUAUUCCUGUUCGAUCUGCAACAAAAACUUUUGUGGCCGUUCAACACUUGGAAGACACAUGAGAACACACACAAGAAAGAAAGUACUGAGUUGCAGUGUGUGUGGUGAAAGGUUCUCUCAUAAGACGCUGGUUAAGAAACACAAGUGUGCUGGUGAGAACAGCAGCAACAAAUGAAGCUGCAGGGUUUGAAAUAAACUGUCAUAACUUUAACUUUGUCUUCCUAAAAACAUCAGCAAUUUAACACAUGACAUUGUUGUGUGUGUAACACAAUCUUGUUAAUGUUUAUAGAUUAGAUAUUUUUAGAUUAGUACUUUCUUCAGUUAAAGGCCUACUGAAAUGACAUUUUUUUUAUUUAAACGGGGAUAGCAGAUCCAUUCUAUGUGUCAUACUUGAUCAUUUCGCGAUAUUGCCAUAUUUUUGCUGAAAGGAUUUAGUAGAGAACAACGACGAUAAAGUUCGUAACUUUUGGUCUCUGAUAAAAAAAAAGCCUUGCCCCUACCGGAAGUAGCGUGAUGUAGUCAGUUGUACACCUCCUCAUAUUUUCCUAUUAUUUUCAACGCAGCUAGAGCGAUUCUGACUGAGAAAGCGACGGUUACCCCAUUCAUUUGAGCGAGGAUGAAAGAUUCGUGGAUGAGGAACGUUAGAGUGACGGACUAGAAUGCAGAGAAAGACAUAUCUUUUUUCGCUCUGACCGUAACUUAGGUACAAGCUGGCUCAUUGGAUUCCACACUCUCUCCUUUUUCUAUUGUGGAUCACGGAUUUGUAUUUUAAACCACCUCGGAUACUAUAUCCUCUUGAAAAUGAGAGUCGAGAACGCGAAAUGGACAUUCACAGUGACUUUUAUCUCCACGACAAUACAUCGGCGAAGCUCUUUAGCUACUGAGCUAACGUGAUAGCAUCUGUCUCAAAUGCAGAUAGAAACAAAAGAAAUAAAUCCCUGACUGGAAGGAUAGACAGAAGAUCAACAAUACUAUUAAACCAUGGACAUGUAACUACACGGUUAAUAAUUCUCAGCCUGGCGAAGGUUAACAAUGCUGUUGCUAAUGACGCUGAAGCUAACUUAGCAACCGGACCUCACAGAGCUAGGCUAAAAACAUUAGCGCUCCACCUACGCCAGCCAGCGUUCAUCUGCUCAUCAACACCCGUGCUCACCUGCGUUCCAGCGAUCGACGGCGCGACGAAGGACUUCACCCGAUCACAGAUGCGGUUGGCGGCUAGCAUCGGUUGGUGGCUAGCAUCGGUUAGCGAGUCUGCUAUCCAAGUAAGUCCUCUUGUUGUGUUGCUACAGCCAGCCGCUAAUACACCGAUCCCACCUACAACUUUCUUCUUUGCAAUCUCCAUUGUUCAUUAAACAAAUUGCAAAAGAUUCACCAACACAGAUGUCCAGAAUACUGUGGAAUUAUGAAAUGAAAACGGAGCUUUUUGUAUUGGCCUCAUUGGGGGAGCCAUACCUCUGUUCUACUGGCUACGUCACGCGCAUACGUCAUAUCCAAAGGAGUUUUUCAACCGGAAGUUUAGCGGGAAAUUUAAAAUUGCACUUUAUAAGUUAACCCGGCCGUAUUGGCAUGUGUUGCAAUGUUAAGAUUUCAUCAUUGAUAUAUAAACUAUCAGACUGCGUGGUCGGUAGUAGUGGCUUUCAGUAGGCCUUUAAGUACAUGCAUUAAUAUGCAACAUUGUGUACUGAAAUGAACAUAAUUUGGCUGAAAAGGUGAGAGUAAACCGUACAAAAUAGGUUACAUACAAUAAAAAAAACAUGUUAUGUUUAUAUAUAUUCCUAAUAGACUUUUAUACUUAUUCUUUGUAGGGUUUUUAAUAUUGCUUGUAUUCCGUUAUGUGACUUCUUCCCAGAAGUGAAAAACAAGCCAAGAUGGCAGCGUGCAAACUAUCCGAGUAUGCAAGGGGCCUAGAUAUUCCUGCAAAAAGCAGAUACGAGCAAAAAAAUCCAACUAUGCAACGAAAUAGAUCCUGUACUUGAUCAAAAAAAGAUUUGUUGAGUGAUAUCAGGGAUUAUACGUCGGUGCUGUUCUCAGACAUACGGAACUAUUGUGCUCCAGACAUCAUUCUACACGACAAAGCAGAUGGAAACUUGUAAAAGCACGGAGGUCUACAACUUCUUUGUGUGUGUCUGGGUCAGGGACAUUGGUAUCAAGACUCUCUCGGAUAAAUAUGCGUAGUUUUUGCUCGGGCGAGGUUGCAUUUCAUGAUUUAACUUUGCGUGUUGCGAGGACGCGUCCACGUAAACAAACAGAGACUACCAGCACCUGUGACUUCUUAUCAAUUAAACUAACAAUUACUGAAUCAUCACCAUAUUUAAUUUUUGUCCUGCUGUCAUAUGUACUUUGACACAUUUGUGUACAAAAUUAACAAGAGGGGAGACACAGAAUUACCUUUCCUGACAAAGUAUCAUUGACCCCGACUUUCUGGUUUUUGUUUGUUAAAAAAAUACAUACAAUAUCAAGAUAAUAUUUAAAUGGGAAAUAAUAAACGUUAAAGAGAUGUCAAAAAACCUUUUACGAACUGGUCACUCGUGGGUUCUUUCACUCUGCUUCCUUGGAGUGGCGUGCGUGCUAUUUUGUCGUCUUUCUUGAUUACCUCUCGGGGAACUCUGAUGAAACUUUAAUCGUUUUUGCGAUUUGAAGGGUUUGUACAGCCGAAAAGAACACAAGCAUAGGGCUUUUUUUUUCUUUCAAGAAAGUACCCAUUGAGAACUGGCUCUGGCUUGACCACCACGCAUAUUUAAUUCCGAGACGUGAGCCGGGCGUGACGUCAUUUAAAUAGGUUUUUGAAAUAAU